Lynx canadensis (Canada lynx) is the source of this 291-nucleotide messenger RNA. RefSeq names its product ataxin-7-like protein 3B. NCBI's taxonomy places the organism in Eukaryota, Metazoa, Chordata, Mammalia, Carnivora, Felidae. The transcript has a single exon. Bases 1 to 291 code for a protein of 96 amino acids. The record is from RefSeq and is a predicted model, not a curated record. Gene Ontology annotation, biological process: regulation of gene expression.
AUGAAGGACAGUUCUUUGUCUAACCGAGAUACCAACAAGCUAGAGGCCAUUGCUCAGGAGAUAUAUGUAGACCUAAUAGAGGAUUCUUGUUUGGGCCUCUGCUUUGAGGUACACCGGGCAGUCAAGUGUGACUACUUCUACCCAGAGUUCGAAGAAACUGGCAGCAUGAAGGAUUUUGGCACUCAGCCAGUAGAAGAUAAAGGAGCGUGCUGCCUCCAGCUUUGCUCCCUUCCUGGAGAAUCUGGGAAUGGGCCCGAUCAGCAGCUGCAACGCUCACCCAGAGAAUUCUAG